UUUUUUUGUUCUUCUGACAUUUACUCUUGCUCAGCUGGUUCCGCGUUUUCUUAUGUAAAAUUUAUUUUUUUAUACAACAAAGUGAACCAUUUGUUAUUACGCUUUUAGAAAUGAUAUUAACAGUUUCACUUUUAAACAAAGGAUCCUUCUUGGGUUCUUUGAUUAACAAAUGCAGGCAAGUUGUACGAAUUAAACCAGUUAAAUUAGAAACUAAUAUAAAACCCAACAUCUCUACUUCUAUAACAACAUCAACAAAUACUCCUACGGCUGCAAUAACAUCGCCUGCAUCUUUGUUAAUUACGGAACAACAAACCAAUAGACCUGCUGCUGUUGCUAACCUUAGUUUGAGUAGUCCCUCAUAUGUGGCUAAAACUUUGGAGGAAAAAGCAGGACUACCGCCAAGACCCAAAAAGCCAUUGACACCCUACUUUCGUUUUAUGAAAGAACAACGACCCAAAAUACAGGCUGAAAAUCCUAAAAUCUCCAUUGUGGAUAUAGUGAGACAAGUCUCAAAACAAUGGGUAACUGCAGAUGCAUCUUUGAAGCAGCGUUUGCAAGAGGAAUACAAAAAAGAACAACAGAAAUAUGUGGAGACACGUACGAAAUACGAUGCAAAAAUCACAGAUGAACAGCGCUCACAACUAAAAGAACUUAAACAAGAGCAAAUUGAUGCAAAAGAAAGACGUAUGAUGCGUAAACGUAUUAAGGAAUUGGGACGUCCUAAAAAACCUGCCUCGGCCUUUUUACGUUUCAUAGCCAAGGAAAGAAUUGCAACGCCUCAGACUGAAAAAGAAACAUUCAGGGAAUGGCACCAAAAGGCCACCGCCAAAUGGGGCACACUGACUGACGAACAAAAGAAUGUUUACAUAAUGGAAUCACGCAAGGAAUUGGAAAAGUACAAAAUAGAAAUAUCCUUGUGGGAAGAAAAAAUGAUACGUUUAGGCAACAUUGACGUUAUUCGCCAUAGCAAUCUAAUUGAUCCUCCUGAGCCCAAGCCAAAGAAACAUUAACUUGUUGUCACAAACAUAUUUUUAAUUGUUUUGUUUAAGUUGAUUUUUGGUUCUACAUUCAUUUACUUUAUUGUUAAGUUUUAUGCCACUACUUUGUGUUUUGGUAUUUGUAUUCAUUUUCAAGCUGGAAGACUAGAAAUUUGUUUAUAUCGAAAGGCUACAUUAAAAAUUACUUAAAUUAUCUAAA
Messenger RNA from Calliphora vicina (urban bluebottle blowfly), 1197 nucleotides. It is a transcript of the gene TFAM, whose product is annotated as mitochondrial transcription factor A. The transcript has 3 exons. Bases 111 to 1010 code for a protein of 299 amino acids. Lineage: Eukaryota; Metazoa; Arthropoda; Insecta; Diptera; Calliphoridae. Gene Ontology annotation, biological process: regulation of transcription by RNA polymerase II. Gene Ontology annotation, molecular function: transcription cis-regulatory region binding; DNA binding, bending. The record is from RefSeq and is a predicted model, not a curated record.